AUGCCAGAGUCGAGUGCGCUGGGCGAGCUGUUCAUCGAAGGCCCUUCUGAUCCUGAUGCGCAAGCUACGGUUACAGACUUCAUCGACUACACUGAAUAUCUGCCUUCAGACCUCGUUCGUUCGCUGACCUUGAUCCGCGGCCUCGAUGAACGGUAUAUCAAUGCGACAGCUUCCGUCCAUGAGCUCACAAAGGUCUAUGGCGAGCUUCCAACUCUUCCCGCAGAGUCUCGCCCGCAGCCUCAUAUACUUCGCAGGCAGAUAUCAGAGCAAUUGCGACGCGCAGUCAACGCCCGUGAAUCGGCCUAUGCGGAGUCCUGCCGUCUCUACGACCUAGUGGAUCACUAUGUCGACCGUCUUGGGAGUAUAAAGUCGAAGCUACGUGCGAUACUGGCGAAUCUAGAUUUGGAAAAGGAUGAAGAAGCUGCCGAAAAGAGACCAGGCACGGCCGAGGGAACAGCUACAACGCCACGGAUCACCUUACGUGUGGACGGCCAGAAGUCUCAGGGAACUGUUCGGCGACAGGAUACGGCAGUCCAGAAGAAAGGAAGAAACCAGAAGCUGCCGGCCACUCCUAAACCCGGUGUUGCGUUGUCGGAGACCCCAGGAACAGCGUCAGGUCUACUACCAGCUAUACCCUCAGACCAAGCCUUGGAAACGACCAAGAAGGAAAAACAACCCAAGAAUAGGAAGCCGGCGCGACCUGCAGAUAAGCCGCCUACUGAAGCAGCUAAACCAGCCCCGAUUUUGGAACCUCCUCCAGCAGACGCUGUGAUCGGUGGUGAGUAUAGGCCGUGGCUGCGACUGACGGAAUGGGAAAUGGCACGGCUACGGAAGAAGAUGAAGAAGAACAACGUCUGGCAGCCCAGCGACGUCAUGAUCCAGCGAGAGCUGGCCCUCGGUGCUCGUGGCUGGGAUGGCUAUCUGGCCGCCAAACAAAAGGCCGAGGAAGAAGGCACCGAGUUUGUGGAUUGCGAUGAUAUAGCAAAUACUUACUCCCCUGACCAGCCGGCCUACAAGGGCGCAGGCAUGCCGCCGCAGUACAGGAGUGAGGAAAGCAAAACUAUUCUCAAUCGAGGUAUGAAACUCAACGAAGCAAAGAAGCAAAAGCGUGAGAGCUUGGCCCGAGAACAAGCUGCUGCCCAGGCCGCAGCAGAGGCGGAAAUGGCGGCAAAACGUCUUGGGAAUAUCGGAUCUACCUUCAAGAAUCUGUUCUCGAGCCCUGCACAGCCAUCGCAGACACCGGCUCCCACUCUACCAGCACCAUCUGCGCCAUCUGCUGUUCCUGAUAGCGCUCACACUGGACCUUUAGGCACUAUUGACAAUAAUAAUGCUUCUCUGGCUAAUGAUUCAACAGCUACGCCUAGACUGAAGAUCAAACCGAGCACGUCCAAGAAGAGGAAACUCGAUGAAUUGGCUGAUACCGCAGCUCCCGGACAAGAAAAGGGCACAUCACGGCCUACAUCUGCUGGCGCCAGCAGCCCAUCCACCAACCCUCCUCCGCCGAAAAGGCUACAGCUUACAAUGCCAGCUGCUGAGAAUCCUUCCGCCGGAACGAAGAAAGCUUCCAAACCCACCAUAUCUCUAAAGCUCCCCGUCCUUCCAUCAAAACCGGGCUCCAAGCUUUCUUCACCCAUGACAUCGCCUGCCGAGCCAAAAUCGGCAGUCGAACCCUCGACCCGCCGUCGUCUCUCUGUUAUCACCAAGGCUAUACGCAGCGCCACUCCUCCGGGCGCAGCAACAAGGACAUCGUCCCGUCGCCGUUCAAUUACAUCCACUUCAAUUGAUUCUACAACCCGUGAACGCCUUCGACGUAAAAGCACCACUCCAGCCGUCAAGGACCUCUCUCUUAACCAACCAGUCACACCAACCACCGCCGGCGCAGCAUCAUCGGCCGUAACAGCAGCUGGACGACGCAGCAAACGGCCUGCUCCCGGCCCUGUGACGGCCGGAGAAAACGGAGGCUCGGCAGUAAGCAUAGGCAAACGCAAGGCCAAACCGGCAGUCAAAAAGAAAAGAGACCAAAGGGACAGCAAUAUAUCGUCCAAGUCAGAGGAUAUACGUAUCGACGAGGAUGGUGUACUAGAAGAAAUCGAUCCGAACGAACCACGAUACUGUCUCUGCGGAGACGUGAGCUUUGGAACCAUGAUAUGUUGUGAAUACCAUGAUUAUAGUGACGCACCCUACUAA
Molecule: messenger RNA, 2187 nt
Organism: Microsporum canis CBS 113480
Lineage: Eukaryota; Fungi; Ascomycota; Eurotiomycetes; Onygenales; Arthrodermataceae
Exons: 2
Coding region: 1-2187 (728 amino acids)
Biological process (GO): regulation of DNA-templated transcription
Cellular component (GO): Rpd3L-Expanded complex; nucleus; Rpd3L complex
Source: RefSeq, a predicted model, not a curated record